Messenger RNA from Nelumbo nucifera (sacred lotus), 1873 nucleotides. RefSeq lists its product as uncharacterized. Gene Ontology annotation, molecular function: protein binding. The record is from RefSeq and is a predicted model, not a curated record. NCBI's taxonomy places the organism in Eukaryota, Viridiplantae, Streptophyta, Magnoliopsida, Proteales, Nelumbonaceae.
UUCGCCAUGAAAUUUAAGGACAUAAAUGAAAAAAAAAAUGACGAGCUAGAGAAUAGUGUCGCCCCGACUGUCAUGCCCGUAAGAGGAGGAAGACUCGCCCCUAGCUCUCCUGUCUCAGAGUCUAAAUAGCGGUUAUAGGGAUAUUUCCUUGUAAACCUUUCUUUCUUCACCUCCUUUCAUGGCUUCUCCACCUCUCCUCAUUCUUUGUUUCCUCAUGUUUUCAGCCGAGAUGAGUGCUGCAACUGCAAACAACAUCACAGACGAUGCUGAUACUGGGAUGGACAGGGGCGAGCUCUUGGGGCUAUUUGAGGUUAUGGGUGACCUUCUAGAGGAUCCCAACUGGGCCCAACUGCAUCCAAACCCAUGUACUGACACCCCAUGGCCAGGUAUCCAGUGUGAGAUUGGCCAGGACUUACCCCUUCUUCAUGUAACUAAGAUACAUGUAGGACCAGAUGUUGUCACCCCACCCUGCAAAACCUCACCCAAACUAUCCAAAUCCCUUCUGAAGCUGCCUUAUCUCAACACCCUGUCCAUAUUCAACUGUUUUCUUACUGCAACAAUCACUCUUUCUCCAUCCCUGUUUGGCUUAUUCUCUUCCUUGGAGCAGUUGGUUUUCAAGUUUAACCCAGGUCUCUCAGGGGAGAUUCCUCCCACUUUAGCAGACGUUGCAAGCUUAAGAGUUCUGAGCUUGUCCCAGAACAGCCUACAAGGAGGGAUACCAAAGGAGCUUGGUCGGUUGGGUAACUUGGAGCAGCUUGACCUCAGUUACAAUAAUCUCAGUGGUGAGAUCCCUGAAGAGAUUGGAGGCUUGCAGGAAUUGACCAUCCUAGACUUGAGCUGGAAUAGUCUGCAAGGGAAGAUGCCUUGUUCUUUGGGUCAGCUUCAAUCUCUCCAAAAGAUUGACUUGGGCUCUAACAAGCUUGCUGGCAGGAUACCUCCAGAUUUAGGCAAUUUAAAGAGACUGGUUUUGCUGGAUUUGAACCACAACUAUUUAACAGGUCCAAUCCCAGAGACACUGUCAGGUUUGGAGGAGAUACAAUACUUCCUGGUGGAAGGCAACCCCAUAGAGACAGAGAUACCUUUGUUUGUAGGGGCUCUUAGCAAGCUCACAGUGUUGAGCCUUUCAGGUUGUGGGUUCAUGGGUCCAAUACCAUCCACUUUUUCUUCACUAAAACAUCUCAUUGCAUUGUCUCUAGAUAACAACAGGCUCAAUGGCACUGUCCCACAAGAUUUAGGGACACUUCCCAAUCUUAAUCAGCUAAACUUGAGCCAAAAUAUGCUCAGUGGGGAGCUAUUGCUCCCAGAAGAUUUCGUUAACAGGCUUGGGAAGAGAUUGGAUGUUAGAGGAAACAGUGGGCUAUGUACAAAGCAACGACUCUAUGACAAGAACAUUUCAUUGUAUCUAGACACCCCUGCAUGUUUGAGUUCAACAAGUUCUAGCAACAGCUCUUGGUCCCAAGAACAGCCAGAUGAUGAUAAGAGAUUGAAACCAUCAUGGUACCAUGGAAAGGAGCAUUGAGGAGGGAAUAUAGCAAAUCCAUAUACGUUGCACGCUCUUAAGAUUUGCCGAUUAAGUUGUUUCAGGGCACAGAGCAGGUACUCUUUUGUCCCCUUGGAUCAGCAAUCCCAUCAACUUUAGUUUCGAUGUGGUCUAUUCCUAAAUAUUUACAGUCCAUGUCAUUCACCGUCAGAAAUGUGGUAAUUCCUCAUGGGGACACCGGACACUACAGGUUUCCAGAGAGAGAGAGAGAGGUCUUCGGUUAAAUGCUAAUCUUAGGCUCUUAGCAUCAUUUUAAUGCACUUUUCAUGCACCACAUGGCCCACACAUCCAUGUAAUGUAUGUUCUACUUCUAUAUAUUCACCAGCGAGUAAA